Molecule: messenger RNA, 2379 nt
Organism: Adineta ricciae
Lineage: Eukaryota; Metazoa; Rotifera; Eurotatoria; Adinetida; Adinetidae
Source: the annotation of a GenBank genome assembly
AUGCGUCGUCCUUGGUUCCGUUCCUAUUUACUAAUCAUCAUUAGUUUGACUUUGUUCGUCAACUGUAGUCAAGUUGUAAAGAGUCCAUGGGAUUCGUCCCUUAAUCCGGAUGUUCUGAUGAGAAAUUGUACAAUUGGAGAACUAUGUACGGGUUCUAUCAACUCGACUACUGUACAUUAUUUUUCGUUACAAUACUCAUUUACACCAUCGACCACUGUCCGUGUAACGACGAGUAUGAAGUAUGAUAUCAAACAAGAUGCUCCAAUUCUAGUUGUUGUUCGACAAAUUCGUGGUAUCGUCUCUUGGACAUUACCAUAUGCUUUUUCUAACGGGAUGCUUUACUCGAGUGUUGCGCGUAUAUUGUGUAUAUACAACGAAGCCAAUCGCACUCGUCCACAUACAGGCACCGUUUUCAUUGAAAUCUCUACAUCGAAUAUGAAUUUGAUUGAUUAUUCAAUCCAAAUUGAUAAUGUCAAAGAAUAUUCUCUUCAAGAAGGUGUUAAAACACAAUUUACGGUAUCUCCAUCAAUGCCUGUUUAUUACAGUUAUAAAUUUCCUCCCCAUAUCAAGAGUGUUUUUAUUGAGAUUCAAUCGAAAGAUGACCUUUGCACGAGUGUUUCUGUUCAGUCAUUUGACUGUCCGGUUUACGAUGUAAACGAAAUUGGUGUCAAACAAGGACAUUAUCAAACUAUGUCCAAAAGUGCUUCGUUCAAUGUUUACUCGAAUGAGUUCCCUAAUCGAGAUGAAUUUCUCACUGUUUUUUCCGUUAAACCAGUCGAUGUGGAUUGUUUGAACUCGAAAGAAUCAGCCACGAUACAGCCAGCGGGUUUUAUCGACAUUCAAAGAACGAAAAACGUGACAAUAACAAUUCAUUCGACUGCUUAUUAUUCUUAUCUGAUGAUUACUAUUUUUGUUACUCUUGGAAUAUUCGCCCUGGUUUAUAUAAUUGCAUUUAUUAUUAUGUGUAAAAAUCCCGAUCUCUAUGAUCAUCUCGCUCCAGAUCAGUCGUAUUUGUUACCACAGCAAAAUGAACGUGAGCUUGUUGAUCGUCGAGCGAGUGAGCAACCUGUGCCAAUACUUGAAGAAGGAGACAAUCAUAAUGUUACAUCGACUAGACCUGAACUCGAACGUCAAACAACUGUUCUUGAUGUUAUUCAAACAUCUGGCCGUGGUUUUGUUACUGUCACUGAUUUAUGUGUAAAAGAUUAUGAAUAUCUGAGACGACAAUUUCGAAUCUAUCCACAUACAAUGCUUACUAUAGCAAUAUUCUAUUCGUUGCCAGUCAUUCAACUUGUUUUACAAUAUCAGUUAAAUAUCGAUUCGAUUGGAAACGAAGAUAUUUGCUAUUUUAACUUUCUAUGCACUCGACAAUUGUUUAACUUAACUGCAUUUAAUAACAUCUUAUCCAACAUUGGUUAUUGUGCACUUGGCCUAUUGUUCUUUAUCAUAGUUUAUCGAAGAGACGUAUCUUAUUGCCGAUAUCUAGAAAAAUAUCCAGAAAUGGGAAAAAAAUCUGGCAUUCCCCAACACUUCGGGUUAUUCUAUGCCAUGGCUAUUGGCCUAUUCAUGGAAGGUAUAAUGAGUGCAUGCUAUCAUGUAUGUCCAUCACGGCAGAACUUUCAGUUCGAUACAAGUUUCAUGUAUAUUAUUGCCGUAUUGAAUAUCAUCAAAAUCUAUCAAAGACGACAUCCUGAUAUUAAUCCUCGUUCAGCGAGUGCAUUUUCCUUUCUAGCUGUUAUCAUUUUUGUCAAUGUUAUUGGAGUGUAUUUUGAUAAAUUAUGGUUCUGGAUAACUUAUUGUAUCGUUCAUAUUGUCACAUGCUUAACACUCAGUGCGAAGAUUUACUAUAUGGGAAGAUUGAAAAUCUCGUUACGUAUUCACAUUCAUUUGUAUCGAUUGAUGAAAGAAAAUGGCUUCUUUUCUCGUCCACGGUAUAUGAAUCGUAUGGGUAUAUUAAUUCCUGGUAAUUUUAUCAAUAUCGGUUUUGCACUGUACGGUGCUAUUAGACAACCUGAAUCAUUUCCGAAUCACCUUCUCUUUGUUUUUCUCGGGAAUUUAGCUUUAUAUUUAGUCUAUUAUAUUAUCAUGAAAAUGAUCCAUCGUGAACAUUUUACUCGAUUUUCCAUCCUGUUUCUCGUACUAUCUACGUGUUUUUGGGCAUCAUCAUUAGACUUUUUCUAUAGUGAAGUGAAGAGCUAUGAAGUUCAACCGGCGAUUUCUCGAGCGCUGAACCAAAAGUGUAUGCUACUAGAUACUUAUGAUGCUCAUGAUAUCUGGCAUCUACUAUCAUCAUUCGGACUGUUCUUUUCGUUUCUAUCGAUAUUAACAAUCGACGAUGGUGUUCAAACAAAACCGCGAAAAGCACUGGCAGCUUUUUAG